GGCGCUCCCCGAUUCCCGAGGCGGGACGUCACGUGAUGCGACUUCGUCCAAUCGGCACUCGGGCUGCGGGGGUCGCCGCGGUUCCCGCCAAAUACGAGCGCGGCGGGCGCGGCAGGAGCGGUGCGGGCGGGAGGGCGAGCAGCAGCUGCCGCCGGAGCGGAGCCCGCGCCUCCGCCGCCCGAGGGGAGCUCUAGCCGCCGCCGGGGCGAUGCUGGAGGAGCCGGAGUGCGGCGCGCCGUGCGCCAGGGGAGCGGCCGCAGCCAUGGAUUGCAAAGACCGACCAGUCAAGAAGUUAAUACAAGCUCGUCUGCCCUUCAAGCCCGUGACGCUUACCCCAAAGGAGAAAACCGAGGACGGGUCGGACGACACAAGAAGCUCCCCGAGCGCUCCCGCGCAAAGUCCAGGCCCCGACGUAGACGCCUCUUUGGACAGCUUGGAGAGCAACUUCCACAUGGGGUCCGACGUAGACUUUAGGCCGAAGCUUGUCAAUGGGAAGGGUCCCUUAGAUAACCUUUUAAGAAACAGAGUCAAAAGCAAUAUUGGCCAGUCCAUGGUCGUCAUUGACUUGACGGAGGAGUCGAGUGAACCACCAGACGACACCGGGGCCCACAGUAAACUAAAUUCUGCAACCUCUCCCUCUGCGAAGUCUGUAAGUGGGGUCAGAGAAGAAGCCGAAGGGGAGAGGGGGCUGCCGAAGGCCAGUCCGAAGGACAAGCCUGCAUUUCCCGAAAAGACCCUUUCAGACCUGCGCAACACAGAGGAAGAGGGCCCCAGCUCAGGGGGCGCAGGGAGGAGCGGAGACGUGCAGAAAGGCUCACCCCACAGCUGCCCCGCGCUGACAGACGGUCCAAGAACGUGCUCCGAGAAGGACCGGGACGGCUGGAGCGAAGCGGGGGGCAUCCUGUUCAGAGGGAAGGUGCCUGUGGUGGUCCUGCAGGAUAUCCUGGCUGCAGAACCUCCCGUGGCCCGGUCUCCGGCCACCGCUCCGGACCGGGGCGUGCCCUCUGAGAACGAGAUGCCGGAGUCUGGCCCCGAAGAAGACUCCGUCCUCAGCCAUUCAUCCCUGAGCUCUUCCUCUCCCACCAGCUCCCCUGAGGCCCGAUCUGCUUCCGAUAAACAGCACAGCAGCCCCAGUCCCUUCCCCCCCUGCACGCCUGUCCGCAGAGUAACUAAGAAACUGGUCAAAGAUUCUGCCGAGAAGAACAAGAUGAGACUGCAAAGAGAUAAGGAGCGUUUGGGCAAGCAGCUGAAGUUACGGGCCGAAAAAGAAGAAAAGGAGAAGCUGAAGGAGGAGGCCAAGCGGGCCAAGGAGGAAGCCAGAAAGAGGAGGGAGGAAGAGAAGGAGCUGAAGGAGAAGGAGAGGCGGGAGAAGAGGGAGAAGGACGAGAAGGAGAAGGCGGAGAAGCAGCGGCGCAAGGAGGAGCGGCGCAAGGAGCGGCAGGAGGCCCUGGAGGCCAAGCUGGAGGAGAAGAGGAAGAAGGAAGAGGAGAAACGGUUGCGAGAAGAAGAAAAGCGCAUUAAAGCGGAGAAGGCCGAAAUCACGAGGUUCUUCCAGAAACCAAAGACUCCGCAGGCCCCCAAGACCCUGGCCGGCUCCUGCGGGAAGUUCGCCCCUUUUGAAAUUAAAGAGAACAUGGUCCUCGCCCCUCGCUGUCGGACUGCCUUUGACCAAGAGCUCCUGCAUCAGUUAGACCAGCUCCUGCUGCAGCAGAAGGGCGACGUCUCCUUCCUGAAAGAUCUGAAGGGCCGGCGGCCCCUCCGGUCCGGACCCACUGUGGUUUCUAACCGCGGUGCGGACAUUUUUAACAGUGACGUGGUGAUUGUGGAGAGCAGCAAGGUAGACGGCGUUCCCGAAAGGAAGAAGUUCGGCAGGAUGAAGCUCCUGCAGUUCUCAGAGAAUCACCGACCGGCAUACUGGGGAACGUGGAACAAGAAGACGACGGUCAUCCACCCGAAGGACCCCUGGGCCCAGGACAGGAAGCUCCUGGACUAUGAGGUGGACAGUGAUGACGAAUGGGAAGAGGAGGAGCCUGGAGAGUCUCUCUCCCACAGCGAAGGGGAUGAUGAUGAUGAAGUAGGAGACGAUGAAGACGAGGAUGAUGGUUUUUUCGUGCCCCAUGGGUACUUGUCCGAGGAUGAGGGAGUCACCGAGGAGUGUGCCGACCCCGAGAACCACAAGGUUCGCCAGAAGCUCAAGGCCAAGGAAUGGGACGAGUUUCUAGCCAAGGGGAAGAGGUUCCGUGUGCUGCAGCCCAUGAAGAUUGGCUGCGUCUGGGCAGCGGACAGGGAUGGUGGCGCCGACCUGAAGGUGCUGCAGCAGUUCACGGCAUGCCUCCUGGAGACGGUGCCCUCCGAGGAGGAGCAGACGCCCAAGGCCUCCAGGAGAGAGAAGAGGGACCAGCACAUCUUGGCCCAGCUGCUCCCGCUGCUGCACGGAAACGUGAAUGGGAGCAAAGUGAUCAUCCGGGAGUUCCAGGAGUGCUGCCGCCAAGGGCUGCUCAGCAAGGACACUGGCAGUCCGGAGAGCAGCGCCGCCAGCCCCCCCAGCCCUGGCUCUUCCCGCCCUCAGACGCCCACCACCGGCGAGGACACUGCCAUCCCCUCCAAGGCCAGGCUCAAGCGAAUCAUUUCUGAGAACUCAGUGUACGAGAAGAGGCCUGACUUCCGGAUGUGCUGGUACGUCCACCCCCAUGUGCUGAAGAGCUUCGACCAGGAGCACCUGCCUGUGCCAUGCCAGUGGAGUUAUGUCACCAUGGUGCCCUCGGCCACCAGGGAGGACAGUGGCAGCGUCCCUGCCGCAGGGUCCAGCCAGGGGACGCCCACCUCGCUGAAGAGGAAGUCGGCGGGCAGCAUGUGCAUCACUCAGUUCAUGAAGAAGCGCAGGCACGAUGGGCAGGUAGGAGCUGGGGACCUGGAUGGCUUCCAGGCAGACACGGAGGAAGAGGAGGAAGAGGAUGGUGACUGUGUGAUGAUGGACAUCUCGGGUGUUGCGGAGGUCCAGGACCCGUGCGAAACCACUGCCGGAGCUGGGGGGCCGGUGGGAAUGGACACCAGUGAGAGCCCCACGCCCUCCAGCUCGCUCAGCCCCUCCUGAGCGCCCCGACUGGCUGGUGUACGUAGAAUGGUUAGGGUUUUCUCAGAUCCCUCAGAUACUUGAACGUCCUUUGAUUCCUGUGUAAAGAGCACUUUGUCCUGCUUUGCAUUCCCCCCAGAGGGUCGGAAAGUAUAUAGGAUGCUUGAUUCAUUCAUUUUGAUAUUUGUAAAAAUUUCCCCCCCAAAGCUGCAUAUUAAUCUGCCCUGUAAUAAAGCAUUACCGCGGCGUGCUGGCCUGCACGGGGCAGGGCGUGCCCUGCAGACCCCGAGCGGGCGCUGUGAAGAAAUGCUGUGAAUGAAUUGGAGCCCCGUGCUGUGGCGUGGGGCCAGGACCUGAUAUGGAUGUGUAUAAACUUAUCGCCUGCUCCUCA
This is a messenger RNA of Pteropus alecto (black flying fox), 3464 nucleotides long. It is a transcript of the gene CHAF1A, whose product is annotated as chromatin assembly factor 1 subunit A. The record is from RefSeq and is a predicted model, not a curated record. Gene Ontology annotation, biological process: nucleosome assembly. Bases 209 to 3094 code for a protein of 961 amino acids. The transcript is spliced from 15 exons. Gene Ontology annotation, cellular component: nucleus; CAF-1 complex. NCBI's taxonomy places the organism in Eukaryota, Metazoa, Chordata, Mammalia, Chiroptera, Pteropodidae.